UUUCAUUAACAGGACCGCGCUUUUUAGUUGUAAACGUGCUAAUAUGAGGUUGUUCGUUAGAUCCCACCUUGGUGGUCAGGCUGUAAUAUCUGUGGGGCCAAAUGAAUCCGUAAAGUCACUAAAAGAUAAAAUUUCGGUUGUAACCGGCAUUCGGGCUACUACUCAAACACUUUAUCAUCAAGGCUCUCCAUUACUCGAUAGUGGAUUUCUAGAAGAUUUUGGUAUAGCUGACCUAGAUAAUGUCGACGUAAAUUGUGAACUUCGAGGUGGAGGGAAGAAAAGAAAAAAGAAGAAUUAUACCACUCCAAAAAAGAUCAAACACAAAAAGAAAAAAGUAAAACUCGCAACCCUAAAAUUUUACAAAGUUGACUCAAAUGGGAAGGUAACUCGGUUACGAAGAGAAUGUCCCAAUGAGAAGUGCGGUGCUGGAGUCUUUAUGGCCAGCCACUUUGACCGUGAAUAUUGUGGAAAAUGUACCCUAACAUAUAAACAUGUGAACUAGUAAAAAUAGAGUGAGAGAAUUCGGUGUUAGCAUUUUGUAGUUCUUGUUGGUGGUGCGCACCAAUGCCACAACACACCGUGAAUCUCAAUAUCUGUAAGUGGGGUACUAGUAGUGUAGUUGUAACUUUCAGUCAUUCUACAAUUGUUCUAAAUUCCACUCGUUUUAGUUUUAAGAAAUUCGUCAUUGUGUUAAAAUAUGAAGAUCCAAAUCACAUUGACAUCAGGAUUCCCAGUUCUGCUCGGGAUUAUGUAUGUAGUAUAGGUGUCGCGUGAAUAAUCAAAAAAUCUUGUUGAUCGGCCAGCUUCAUGUCAUACCAUUUUGUAACAUGUUUAUAUGGGAGUUUAGAUUAAUAAGGUUUUUCAUUAAGUGAAUUAGGAGUAAAGAAUCUAUUUUACCUACUACAUGCGAACCGAUUUCGGUUUUCUUCCCAUUGAGGUCCGUAUAUCAUUAGUAUGUAAGGAACUCAGUUGUUACUAUGCUUCAAACUCCUCUACUAAUAGAUUUAUGUCUUAAACAUUAAUAUUCUUCACUCAGCCGGAUGCACCAUCUUGUUGUCUACAAUCGCGUUGUUAGCAAAGCAUCAUAGAUAAACAUUGGUAAGCGAUCCUGUUCUAAUAUAAACAUUCCAUCAAAUUUGCCGUACGGCCCUGUUAGAGCCAGAAAUAAUAUAUCUGUGUAUACAAAUUGCAGAAAAAUUCAGUUUUGCUGGAAGGGUUAGCUGGGGUACAUCUAUACUGCAAGGAGUCGAGUUGCUGUAUUGUGCACUUCAGAAACUAUGCGAAGCUCUGAACAAAUGGGUUCCAGACAGAUUAGUGAUUUAAGCUAAUAUUUCAAUUAUUUUGGAAAGGCUCUUAAUUCUUAGCUAGCUUGACAUGACUGGUUACCUUGAAGUUCUUCGUUCACCUCUAAAAUUUAGGACAAGCAUUUGUCGACUUGACAUAAUCCCUUCAAACUGCCUGCGUUCUUAGUUCGUUCCGGGUUACGACUAAGCAGAUAUUCUG
Schistosoma guineensis is the source of this 1503-nucleotide messenger RNA. Lineage: Eukaryota; Metazoa; Platyhelminthes; Trematoda; Strigeidida; Schistosomatidae. The record is from the annotation of a GenBank genome assembly.